UGGUUACAGGCAUACUUCCUCUGCCGAAUAAUGCCUGAGUUUACCUCCUCUCCCUACCAACAUUAACGGUUUUGCUUCUGAAGGGCUCCAGCCUGAGGUCUUAGAGCCUGGAAGGCAGACGCGACGCACAACCAGGCAGCCCGUGCGCACAGGUCGCCCUGGAGCGCGCAGUCGGGUCCUGCAGUGGUUGCCACAAUGCCGAGCACGUGCCCGACGUCGACUCAGGCUUCUCAGUGCUCGAGGCGCCACAGUGAGCGCAGGUCUCUGUGUGCAGGCCCUAGAAGGCAGGGAAACCCAGGCGGCGAGAAACGCCCCGCAGCAAAAUUUCACGCCAAACACUUCCCAGCAGGCUGUGCGCGCGCCUACAACUCCCAUCAUGCUCCAUGAGGGAUUGCACGGCUAUUUGCUGGAAGCCGGCAGUUUACCCCGUCACCCUGCUCACGUUUCUUUAAUACUUCUCGCUGUGCCUCAAGCAUCUUGGGGAGCUUUUCAAUCCCACAAUCAGAGCAAGGCGGCUUGACGCGCUAAAACCUCUGAGGAGGCGUGGCUCCGGACCGGAAGAACCUUCCGUUGCCAGGGGAACGUCGCGCACCCAAGCGCCUGCCCAGCCACUGAUGUUUGGAUUGUAGCAGCAGCAACCUCUUCACCCAACUUGUGGAGGCGGCUUUCCUCAAGACGAGUGAUCCUUCUUCCUAUGGAGGCUUAGAGAGGAGGGCUGAGGGACGUCCGCACCGAAUUUCCAUCCCAGAGACGGAUACGAGCGUGUGCGUCCAUUCCUGUUCUUCUGCGGCUCCGGGGCCUGCAGAACUAACCUCCAAGACCAGAUGCAGUUGUCUUGGAUGCUUCUUAUUUGUUAAGUUGCUGCAUCUUUGUAUCCUUCAAGAUAGUCUUGCCUGGUUGCUAUGGAAUAAAAAAUACUGAAGGAUGGAGCUCCCAUCGUGGCUCAGAGUUAACGAACCCAACUAGUAUCCACGAGGACGCAGCUGAUUUGUAAAUACUUGACUCAUGGGAUUGCUAGACAGACUUUCAGGCCUGCUUGGCCUAAAGAAGAAGGAGGUUCAUGUUUUGUGCCUUGGGCUGGAUAAUAGUGGCAAAACAACAAUCAUUAAUAAACUUAAACCUUCAAAUGCUCAGUCUCAAGAUAUAGUCCCAACGAUAGGAUUCAGCAUAGAGAAAUUCAAAUCAUCCAGUUUGUCUUUUACUGUGUUUGACAUGUCAGGCCAAGGAAGAUACAGAAAUCUCUGGGAACACUAUUAUAAAGAAGGACAAGCCAUUAUUUUUGUCAUUGAUAGUAGUGAUAGAUUAAGAAUGGUUGUGGCCAAAGAAGAACUUGAUACUCUUCUGAAUCAUCCAGGUUCCCAGAAGAAUGUAAACAGACCACCCCCAAUCCCAAAUGUGGCUGUUCACCUUGGACACCUGCUUGCAUCCCAGCACAAGAUCUAUAUUGUUUCCUGGAAUUGCAAGACCCCUGAGCUGAGGUGCCUAACACGGGGCUUGGAUCUCUCACGAAUCUCUGCAGUUAUAUUUAUUCUUCCAUUUGUGGACUGCCUUCUCAGGGAUAUUAAGCACCGCCGAAUACCAAUCUUAUUCUUUGCGAACAAAAUGGAUCUAAGAGAUGCAGUGACAUCUGUAAAAGUGUCUCAAUUGCUGUGUUUAGAGAACAUCAAAGAUAAACCAUGGCAUAUUUGUGCUAGUGAUGCCAUAAAAGGAGAAGGACUGCAAGAAGGUGUAGACUGGCUUCAAGAUCAGAUCCAGGCUGUGAAGACAUGAAAACAUAGCUUUUGGAAAUUGCAACAAUUUUCAAUUCAAGGAAUAUGUCUUAAGGCAAACUGAAUGCUUUAAAUUUUUUUAAAGAUAUUUGUACUUCUAAAAAUACUUUAUAAUCUUCUGCUUGCAUGUAUGGACUCUGAGGUUUUUAGAACAUGGAACUUCAGGUAUGCUAAGCUGGCCAUUAAUUAUAUGAACACUAAAUCUUUCCUCAGAAGGGCUCCCUUCCCAGAAUUAUCAACUUCUUGGUAAAGGUCUACAUUUGAUUGUAUUAGAAUGUUUAAAUUCAGAGUUAUCGCAAUAUCUCAUCAUGAUUUAUGAUAUCUUUUAUUUUUUGUCUUCUAAAAAUUUAGUUUAUGAUGUGACUUUGUAGUCAUGAUUGUGCUUGUGAAAAGAACUUUAAAUAUUUAUAAAGGACUGUGGGUAAUUAAUAUAUGUUAAAGUUUUAUAAUUAUAUGUCACCAUCAAUAAAACAAAAUCAAUCAGCUAGUGGGAUUGGUAUGUCAAAAAGAAUAAUGCUGUUUGUUAAUAUGGUAUUUGGUGUUUUGUUGUCAAACAUUUGUAAAUUAUCUGAGACCAAGUUAAGCAGAAUUUACUUAUCUCGUAAAUAUGUAUGAAACAUCUCUUCUCCUCUACUAGUUAGACGUUGUCCUAGGCAGUGGUAAAUAAAAUGUAUUCCUUAUCAGAGAAUUUAAAUUUA
Molecule: messenger RNA, 2467 nt
Organism: Sus scrofa (pig)
Lineage: Eukaryota; Metazoa; Chordata; Mammalia; Artiodactyla; Suidae
Source: RefSeq, a predicted model, not a curated record